This is a messenger RNA of Pogoniulus pusillus (Red-fronted tinkerbird), 7056 nucleotides long. RefSeq names its product phosphodiesterase 7B (gene PDE7B). NCBI's taxonomy places the organism in Eukaryota, Metazoa, Chordata, Aves, Piciformes, Lybiidae. The coding region runs from base 548 to 1855 and encodes 435 amino acids. Gene Ontology annotation, molecular function: 3',5'-cyclic-AMP phosphodiesterase activity. The transcript has 17 exons. The record is from RefSeq and is a predicted model, not a curated record.
AGCACUUUCCUCCGGAGCCUGAGCUGCCCGGUAGCCUGUGAGCUACCUUGACGAAGACGCCUUGGAGGACUGCUGCAAAGCUGAGAUGUGUUCCAGCUCCAUCAGGCUCUGGCUGUUGUUUUCACCUCGCUGACCACGUGGUUCUGCUGUGGUGAUCUGUGCAGAGAGAAUUUGUGCCACCUACCUAGGAGUGGUCAGAGUGAAAGAAAGAAGUACUCAGAACUGGCCAAAUUAAAAGAACGUUUUUCAUCUUUCAAGUGAGCUACUGGAUUCUGCAGUACAAGUCUUCAUGAACAAGCUGCACCGCUUAGAGAUUUCACGGCAUUCAAAGGUCACAGAACUGCCACUAUGGUUAAAUGUCUUGUUUAAUGGUUGAGAGGUGCGGAGAAAUCUCAUUUGACAGUCCUGACCAGAAUGCCAAAUGUGUUUGCAUGCUAGAGUUUCAUGAAGAGCAAAUACUGAAGUGUGCUGUCUUGUUCUUUCUUCUUCAAAAUGCUGUUUGAGGAGGAGCCCGAGAGGCUGAAUUGCUCAGAAAAGGAUCUGUUCAAUGAAUAUCUUAAGACAGAACUCUUGGGUUGCUGAGCUGCCAUUCAAAGGAGAUGCACGGGUGAGAGGUCAGACAGGGGUUCUCUCCGAGCGCCGCGGCUCCUACCCGUUUAUAGACUUCCGUCUUCUUAACAAUAGUACACUCUCAGGGGAAAUUGGAACCAAGAAGAAAGUGAAAAGACUGUUAAGUUUCCAGAGGUAUUUCCAUGCAUCCCGGUUACUGCGUGGAAUUGUACCACAAGCCUCUCUGUACCUACUGGAUGAGGACUAUCUUGGGCAAGCAAGGCACAUGCUGUCCAAAGUGGGAAUGUGGGAUUUUGACAUUUUCUUGUUUGACCGCUUGACAAAUGGAAACAGUCUUGUAACACUGCUUUGUCACCUCUUCAAUGUGCAUGGACUUAUCCACCAUUUCCAGUUAGACAUGGUUACAUUACACAGGUUUCUAGUUAUGGUCCAAGAGGAUUACCAUAGCCAAAACCCAUACCACAAUGCCGUCCAUGCUGCCGAUGUCACACAAGCUAUGCACUGCUACCUGAGGGAGCCCAAGCUUGCCAACUUCCUCACCCCGCUGGACAUCAUGCUUGGACUGCUAGCUGCUGCGGCUCAUGACGUGGAUCAUCCGGGGGUCAACCAACCCUUUCUGAUCAAAACUAACCACCACCUUGCCAGCCUGUACCAGAAUGUUUCAGUGCUAGAAAACCACCACUGGCGCUCUACAGUAGGCAUGCUUCGAGAGUCACGGCUCCUCGCCCAUCUGCCCAAGGAGGUGACACAGGACAUCGAGCAGCAGUUGGGCUCCCUGAUCUUGGCAACAGACAUCAACAGGCAGAAUGAGUUUUUGAUCCGUCUGAAAUCUCACCUUGACAAUCAAGAUUUGAGGCUGGAGGAUGCAGAGGACAGACAUUUUAUGCUUCAGAUUGCACUCAAGUGCGCUGACAUCUGCAACCCCUGCCGGCUCUGGGAUCUGAGCAAGCAGUGGAGCGAACGGGUCUGCGAGGAGUUCUACCGGCAAGGUGACCUGGAACAAAAAUUUGAACUGGAAAUAAGCCCCCUUUGUAAUCAGCAGAAGGACACAAUACCAAGCAUACAGAUCGGGUUCAUGACGUACAUCGUAGAGCCACUCUUUGAGAGGUGGGCCCAGUUUACAGGAGAUACUCCCUUAUCGGAGAAUAUGCUAAACCAUCUCAGGAGGAACAAGGCCAAGUGGAGGAGUUUGCUCCACAAGCAGCACAGCAGUAGAAGCAUUGACCACCCGGGUCAAGUGACUGGCAGCCAAGAACAGACUUUAAAUAAGGAAGAGACUCCUUAGUGGCAGCUUUGCACUUUUCCUUAUAGCACUGCUAUCUCCAUCUUGAUAACAGCAGAAGACAAAAUCCCCAGGAGCUAGAAGCCUGUUGUCAAGACUGUGCAAAGGGAAGACACGGCAAAGCAGAAGCUGUAAGGGUCCUCACCAACCACCCUGCGGUUCUGCUGGGUACCUUUCUGGAUCUCCUUCACGUUCCUCUCCCCUCUCUCCAUUCUGCGCAUGCCUGCUGCCAUCUGUCACUUCUGAUCACGAACUGCCUGAGUCCCAGUCAGCACUACUGAAGCCAGGCUGGUCACAGCUGCCGCGAAGCAGGGAGGAUUAGUGGGAGAACAGGGGAGACAGAGUCCCUCUUGGCUACACGUUCAUUUACCACGAGUCAUACUGUGACAUAUGUAUAUAGGCCCUGAGUACCACAUGCUUUCUAGGCUGGCAGCUGGGCUGCACAGUAAACCACCAGCAUCUUCAGCAUCCAGAGGACACUAGCUGAGUGAGACAGCACUUGCAGAGGGCAAAGAGAGUCUGGUUAUUUUGGUAAUUAAACCAAAAUUCUUUUUAACUUUUGUAUUCUGUGCACUAAACAACAGAUCCAUGUCCACCUGGGACUGAAGUUACUCUCCGUAUACACAACUCCAGCGUAACAAGGCUCACUUUGGUAAUCAUUUUUAUGCCACUUUGGCUAACAGACAGGCAUCUUCUCCUUGCAAGGAACAGUACUCCCUCGCAACAGAAAGGGAAGGUGUUGUACAGUCUAACCCUUUGAACCACGACCAGAUCUAUCUUUUGAGUACUGUUUCAAGUAACAUGUUUAUAUUCGUGUAUAUUGUCUGUAAAUACAAAGCGCUACUGAUUCCCAUGCCAAAAUACUGGAAUACUGUGGGAUUGCUACCUGUAAAAACAUUGGCACUGUGAACAGAACACUGUUAGUUUUAAUACAAGAGAAAGCGUUUGUAAAUAGGGUAGAGAGUUUAUUAAUAUAGGCCAUUGUUUGUGGAUAAAAGCCUUAACUUUUAGCAUCCUUCAUCUUCUGGGAGCUGCCCAAAACAAAAAAAAAAAUCAUGUGAGCACCAGACAACGACUCUGAACUGCCUUUCCACUAACCAAGGUGUAUCAAAGGUCACUGAGGAAUGAAGUCUGGCUGGAUAACUUCUUGAAAACUUCAAGCACAUUCCAUAUGGGUCCGUGCUGCACGUUCAGUCUAGGCAAGUGCUUCACAGAGCCUGAAGGUUUAAGCUCAAAGAAUCCCCAAGCCCCACAGCAACACCACAUACUUUGACAGUUCAAGCUGACUGCCAUCUAUUCAAGAGUGUGAAUGUUUGUUAAAUAGCAUAGUGAGUGAUCUACAAAGCACGGCAUGCUGAUACAUUUGGAGUCCAGCUGUGUUCCUGAGUGAGGUUGCAGUGUAGCUGAUUUUUUACCCCCCUUGCCCCUUUCCCUUGUUAGCCAGCAUCAAAUGCAUUUUGAAGGGGAAAAAAACAAAAGGUGUUGUAAUCAGACUUAAAAAUAAGUCCUCUUAACCAUCAUAGUGGAGGAGCAAUUUUCUAUGCUCUCCUGUUUGUGAAAGAUACAGGCCUUAUCUAUACCGUGAGCAACCUCAGUUCAGGUAGUCUUUAUAGAACAUCACGUAAGCUUCCACCAUACCCAUGAGAUUGUAUUCUUGAACACUACUGCAUUGUACCAAAGUGAUUGUUGCCUUCUUUUCUCCUCUGCCCCAGAAAAAAUCACUGCAUUUGAGUAAAGUAUAAUGGUGUUUGUUGUACCCCACCCAGCACAUCAAACCUGUACAGCUUUUUCCAGGAGAACUAGAGCAGAUAUGGCCAUAUAAUCAUCUUUGGACAUGAAUACCUUGGAGAGGCCAACAAAGAAAGAGCUAGGUGAGUUGGUGUUUGAAAAAGAUCAUUUGGUCCAUAGUAUUGCAAGGGGAGAUAGAAUAGAAUCUUUCUCAGUUACAGGGAGCAUUGAGUAGACAAAGUGUUCAUGCACAUAAGGUGACUCAGAUAUGUGAAAGAAAACAAAAAGGUUAAGUUUCACUAAAGGCUGUUUUUUUCACUAUACUAAUUCUCUGGACAGGUGUCUUCAGAGGAAGAGACCAAAACCCAGCAAAGUAGGAAGGUGGAAAUCACUCUGAAUACACAAAGCAUCCUGAGAAUGUUUUUUCUAAUCCUCUACUAUUUCGUAAGCUAUAAGCAGUAGAAAAUAUUCUUCACCCUUUGUCUUCUAAAUGGGACUCAUAUUGGAAGUACCAUCAAAAAGCAAAGGUAGUCGUAGUAGAAUACACUUAUUCCUAACUACAGGAAUAAAUGUCUUUUAACCCUCUAACUGUGGGAGUGGAAGCAUCCUCACUUUAGAGCUUUUUAAGGUGUAUCUUUCCUUCUCCUGACAAGUUUAGGAUCGUUAGCAGGACAUUACAGAAGCAAUGUGAUGUGCUGCUUAGAAGCACUCAAGUACCUACACACGUAUGUAACGUCCCUUGGUUUCUUUUAUUGCUGAGACGUGGAAGCCUUUUUCCAGCCAGUUCAAGGACUUCCUUUUGAAAUAUUCUGAGCUUUAGUUAAACCCAGUGUCUAUCAACAUAAAAAGCUCUUGAUAGAUAGGUUUUGGAGCUGUUGCUGAAGACCUUCAAGAGAACAGGUCCAGUGGGAAAGAUGAGGUACAAAUCAAGCUCUGUUAUAGCUGCAGUUAAACCAAGACCUUUUCUGGAGCUUACGUGGUCUGUUACAAGUUUGCUCUCACCAGGUUAAGAUUUCCCAACUUUAAAAAGCUGCUCCUAAAGUGAAGGUUAUGGGGUUUUGAGGGUUUUUUUGGUGCAUUGAACAUACUUGCUAGAUUUCAGUCACCUUGUCUAACGAAAACAGUGCUUGAAGUGGGUUUAAGAUGGCUCCAGAAAUGUGCACCAAACCCAUUACAAAAGUUUGGGUCUGGGCCAGUUUGCCUGAGGCGCUCUAGACAAAAACCGUGCACCUAAAAGUUAGGCUCUGGCAGCAAAUGCCAGGCAGCCAGAUUGACUGGGGGUUUGUAAUGCAAAACACUGCUGUUUGAUUUCCCACAGAAGCAAGCCAGAUUGUACCCAAUCAGCCAAUCCAACACCACCAGUGCUCAGUAUUUGCAGCUGUGAAAUAGAUUUGGUAUUCUGCACUUUGGAGGACUUUUUUUGUCCUGGGAUUCCUCCUCAGAAUGCCAACAGAAUGCUAGAUGCACAGAACAGAGAAGCCUCUAUGCAGGUAAUACAGAUUUCUGUCUUGUCAGCCUUAUUAGCUAUAGGAAGCCCUUGUAAAUGAUUACAGAAAGCCCUUGUAAAUUAUUUCUCUUUCUUACUGGGCCAGCACAGCCAAAAGAUUCCAGAGCUUUAAAACUGACAUAGGUUUUACAUAGAAAGAAAGAGAAAACUGCUCAAAAGCAGGAGCUCAAAAUGCUUUUAUGCCCCACGAAUAUAACCCAUUUGAUCAAAAUGUAGUUUCUGUAAGUGCUGAUUUCACAACAGCAAAGAGGCAAGUUCUGCAUAAAUAACACCAACAAUGAAAAAAGUGUCAGUAAGUGUAACUUAGCCUUGUUAAAAUAAUUCAUACAUAUAUCUUUUUAAGUAAGAUUUUUACCUACAUUUCAGGUUUUAACAAGUCAAUGUUCCAGCCAUCAGCCAAAAGAGGAGAAAAAGGACUAUUGAAAAUAUGUACCUUUGAAACACAGAAAUGGAGAGGAGUCACUGAGAUUAAGUAUGUUUAUGAAAGGGGAAACAAUAAGAGUCUAUGAAAGGGAAAGAAAAACCAAACCCACAUGAUCUGCAGCUGUAUCUGAUCAACCUACAACACAGGUCAGCUAUUUUUGUGCAGACUAUUUGUUUUCACUGAGGAAAAUCAAAGUCUCCCCAAAUGAUCAGCAAGCAGGCUGCUACCACAGAAAAUGAGGCAAGCUCAUUUUCACACCGCAGAGCUCUCUCACCAGAAACAGAAAGCAUACCUGUAAGAGCUUACAAGUCUAUUUUCAUGCAUCCAUCAGGGUACCAACCUUUUUAUUUCAAGUCACUCAGCUGAGUUGGCCAUAGAGAACUCCCAUUCCCCUCCUGACACCCCUUCGUCCCCUGCUUAUGGUCCACCAAGAAAAAAACCUAAACAAACAUAAAAAUACUUCCAUUGUAAUUAAUUUAAUUGGGGAAAAAAAACACCCACAACCUUUUAAUUAUAAUUAAUUUAAUUGGGGGAAAAAAACACCCACAACCUUUUAAUUAUAAUUAAUUUAAUUGGAAAAACAUUUUAAUUUUUAAUAUGUUGCCCAGGGAAAGUUGUGGAUGCUCCCUCCGUGGAGGUCACAGGAUGUUAAGGGUUGGAAGGGACCCAAGGAGGUCAUCCAAGUCCAAGUCCAACCCCCCCCCCCCCGCCAGAGCAGGACAAUGCUAUCUAACACAGAUCACAGAGGAACACAUCCAGACAGGCCUUGAAUGUCUCCAGAGAAGGAGACUCCACAACCUCUCUGGGGAGCCUGUUCUAGUGCUCUAUGACCCUUACAGUAAAGAAGUUCCCCCUUGAUGUUCAAGACUGGGUUGGGUGAGGCCUUGAGCGACCUGUUCUAGUGGGAGGUGUCCCUGCCUAUAGUGGCGGUGCGGGGGUUGGAACUGGAUGAUCUUUGAGGUCCUUUCCAACCUAAACCAUUCUAUGGUUAAGAUCCUGCAAAUCCUACCCCUCACCCCCCCCAAAAAAAAGAGAAACUACUCCAGAAUACAAACAAAACAAACACUCAAGCAAGCUUGUGCCAUGAGACCGCAUUCAGAUCACUUUGAGUGGUGCAAACUGUUACUCUGGGGUUUUUUUCUUUGCCUGUAAUCCAUCUGAUACUUUAGGUACAUAAAACUUUUAAGUGCAGAGCCUAAGUUUGACUUGGAUGUAAAAUAUAUUCUGCUUGUCUUUGAAUUCAAGAUUGUAUAUGUCAUGUUUAUUGUAAAGCAUUUUAUAUAUACAUAUUCACAUAUCUUACACAACUCAAUGGGCCAAACCCUGGUCCCACCAACUCCACUGGGACCAAGAAGCAGCCCCCAUAUGUGCGUAUAUAAUGCCAUAUGCAUCAUCCUGAAAGAGAGCACUAGAUUGUGUGAAAAUGCUGUGACUGCUAUGCAGUGAUGCCAAGAGACUUAACUGUAUCUUUUUUAACAUGCUGCUGUAAGUAUUCAUCAUGUCAAAGAAUGACAACUAAUAAAAAAAAUGGGGGGAAAAAAAGGA